This is a messenger RNA of Musa acuminata AAA Group (dessert banana), 2296 nucleotides long. Its product is annotated as heat shock 70 kDa protein 4-like. Lineage: Eukaryota; Viridiplantae; Streptophyta; Magnoliopsida; Zingiberales; Musaceae. Gene Ontology annotation, molecular function: ATP binding; ATP-dependent protein folding chaperone. The transcript has 3 exons. The record is from RefSeq and is a predicted model, not a curated record. Bases 406 to 2157 code for a protein of 583 amino acids. Gene Ontology annotation, cellular component: cytoplasm.
UGAGCCAAGUCAAAGCCCUGGAUUCACUCGUGCGAACAUUUUAGGCCCGAUUGGGUCUGGUUUCUACCACUCAGUCGGCGGCGACAGGGCGAGCAAGAAGGCCUCGUCGACACCACCACCACCAUCGCCUCGACCUCUGAAGAAGUUCGCAUUUUUCACCCGAAAAAUCAUGGGAUUUUAAUUUGUUGAUGUACUCAAAAGGAAAUGAUGCAAUAUCUGAGGCCAGGCAGGGUCGAAGGUUUGUGUGGUGCUAAGCUUCGUUGGGCUCGUCUGGAUUCGUCGAACCCUUCAAGCCAUUGGUCAAGAGACUGGAGGCCACCAAUAUUGUGACCAAAAAACCCGUCCUACGUCGCCUUCACCGACACCGAGCGCCUCAUUGGCGACACUGCCAAAAAUCAGGUCGCCAUGAACCCCACGUACACCGUCUUCGAUGCGAAGCGGUUGAUCGGUAGGCGUUUCAGUGACCCCUCGGUGCAGAGCGACAUGAAACUAUGGCCGUUCAAGGUGGUCGCCGGACCCGGCGACAAGCCCAUGAUUGUGGUGCAGUACAAGGGCGAGGAGAAGCAGUUCGCCCCUGAGGAGAUCUCUUCCAUGGUCCUCACCAAGAUGAAGGAGAUCGCCGAGGCGUACCUCGGCACCCCCGUCAAGAACGCGGUGGUCACCGUCCCUGCCUACUUCAACGACUCCCAGUGCCAGGCCACUAAGGACGCCAGCGUCAUUGCCGGCCUCAACGUCAUGCGUAUCAUCAAUGAGCCGACCGCUGCGGCAAUCGCGUACGGCCUCGACAAGAAGGCCGGCGGUUCGUCCGGCGAGAAGAACGUGCUCAUCUUUGAUCUCGGCGGCGGCACCUUCGACGUCUCCCUGCUCACCAUCGAGGAGGGCAUCUUCGAGGUGAAGGCCACUGCCGGCGACACUCACCUCGGUGGCGAAGACUUCGACAACCGGUUGGUGAACCAUUUCGUGCAGGAGUUCAGGAGGAAGCACAAGAAGGACAUCAGUGGCAACCCGAGGGCGCUGAGGAGGUUGAGGACGGCUUGCGAGAGGGCGAAUCGGACGCUGUCGUCCACAGCUCAGACCACCAUCGAGAUCGACUCGCUGUACGAGGGCAUCGACUUCUACUCCACUAUCACCCGGGCGAGCUUCGAGUUGCUCAACAUGGACUUGUUCAGGAAGUGCAUGGAGCCAGUGGAGAAGUGCCUGAGGGAUGCCAAAAUGGACAAGAGCAGCGUGCACGAUGUCGUUCUCGUCGGCGGCUCGACGAGGAUUCCCAAAGUCAAGCAGCUGUUGCAAGAAUUCUUCAACGGGAAGGAGCUCUGCAAGAGCAUCAACCCCGACGAGGCCGUCGCCUACGGCGCUGCUGUCCAAGCUGCGAUAUUGAGCGGUGAAGGCAACGAGAAGGUGCAGGACCUGCUGCUCUUGGACGUCACUCCUCUGUCCCUGGGAAUCGAGACGGCCGGUGGAGUGAUGAUGGUGCUGAUUCCGAGGAACACCACCAUCCCCACCAAGAAGGAGCAGAUCUUCUCCACCUACGCCGACAACCAGCCGGGAGUUCUGAUUCAGGUCUACGAGGGUGAGCAAGCGCGGACGAAGGACAACACUUUGCUGGGCAAAUUCGAGCUCUCCGGCAUCCCUCCUGCUCCAAGGGGCGUGCCUCAGAUCAAUGUCUGCUUCGACGUCGAUGCCAAUGGCAUACUGAACGUCACCGCAGAGGACAAAACGACGGGGCACAAGAACAAGAUCACGAUCACCAACGACAAAGGCAGGCUUGGCAAGGAAGACAUCGAGAAGAUGGUCCAAGAAGCAGAGAAGUACAAGGCGGAGGACGAGGAGCACGAGAGGAAGGUGGAGGCGAAGAACGCGCUGGAGAACUACGCGUACAACAUGCGGAACUCGAUCAAGGACGAGAAGGUCAGCUCCAAGCUGCCUCCGGCCGACAAGAAGAAGGUCGAGGACGCGAUCGAGCAGGCGAUUCAGUGGCUGGACAGGAACCAGCUUGCCGAAGUCGGCGAGUUGGAGGACAAGCUCAAGGAGCUCGAGAGCCUCUGCAAUCCAAUCAUCGCCAAGACGUACCAAGGUGCAGGAGCUGCCAUGCACGGUGGAAUGCAGGAAGAUGGUAAUCCCAGUGGUGCAGGGCCUAAAAUCGAUGAGGUUGAUUAAGCAACAUAGUUGAAUACAAACGUAAAGAUCUGCUGCUGAUGUUAUCGAUCUAUGGAGUACAUGCUCAGAAUGUUCUGAUGAUAAUAACCACGCAUGUAUGAGCCUUUUUGCCUCCAGGAAGGAACACAAAAUUACAUAA